This is a messenger RNA of Theobroma umbraticum, 1395 nucleotides long. RefSeq names its product elongation factor P (EF-P) family protein. Gene Ontology annotation, biological process: peptide biosynthetic process; translational elongation. Gene Ontology annotation, cellular component: cytoplasm. Gene Ontology annotation, molecular function: translation elongation factor activity. The record is from RefSeq and is a predicted model, not a curated record. NCBI's taxonomy places the organism in Eukaryota, Viridiplantae, Streptophyta, Magnoliopsida, Malvales, Malvaceae.
UUUUUUUACUAGGAAAAGCCCAAACUUUCCUUCCGCCCUUAUCUAAGCAAGCAAAUAAUGCUCUCCAUUGUUAUGACCAUCCCGAAAACGAAGCAUUUUCAGACACAUUUGUUCCUUUUUCUUGCUUCUCUCACACGCCCAUGGCGGCAACUGCAGCGUUCAAUGUUUCAUCGUCUACUUCCAUCUUCCGCCCUUCAUCUUCACUUAAAUUAUCUUCAAAGCCAUUGCUGCUUCCAAUGCUUUUUUCUCCAAGAACCCCCCGUCGGCCCAGAAUUCUCAGGAUUUACGCUUUAUCUAGUAACGAUAUCAAAGUGGGUACAAACCUUGAAGUUGACGGAGCUCCUUGGCGAGUUUUAGAGUUUCUUCAUGUCAAACCUGGAAAGGGGGCUGCUUUUGUGAGGACCAAAUUGCGUAAUUAUAUAACAGGAAACAGUGUGGAGAAGACUUUUCGAGCUGGAAGUACGAUUGAUGAGGCAGAUGUUUUCAAGGAAACCAAGCAGUUUACAUACAAAGAUGGUUCCCAGUAUGUCUUCAUGGACCUGAACACAUUUGAAGAAACCCGUCUAAAUGAGGCAGAUGUUGGGGACAAGACAAAAUGGUUGAAAGAGGGAAUGGACUGCAAUUUGCUCUUUUGGAAUGGAAAGGUUAUUGAUUUUGAGCUCCCCAUUACAGUUCAGCUAGCUGUGGUUGAUGUUGAUCCUGGCCUCAAAGGUGACACAGCUUCAGGUGGAUCCAAACCUGCAACUCUUGACACAGGCGCUGUUGUUAAUGUUCCACUCUUUAUUAAUAUAGGUGAUCAAAUAUUGGUGGAUACAAGAACUGGGCAAUAUAUGAGCCGUGCAUAAGUUUUGCUAGGAGAAUUCUUAUAAUUAGCAUUUUUUUCUUUUAAUUUAUUUGUUUAUAUAAAUUAACAUUUAGCAAUGCCAGAGUGUUCUACUUUAACUUUUAUCAAGGAAUUUUCACCAGCCCUAGGUGGACUGAUGAGAGGUAGCAGCCUGCGGACAAUAGUUUCUUAUAUUAUAUGGUUGUAGAUUUUUUGUGCAUUUGUUGAUGGAUUUUACAUGUUAAUAACCUUUUUUUUUUCUUUUCCAUGUUAAAUGCAUAAGACAGUUAAUGUUCUGAAGGCCAUUACUUCUUUGCUGAAAUGAUUCUUUCAGCUCGAGACUGCAUUUGGACUAGGCAGAAAGGUAAUUCCAGUACCAUCAAGGGGUUGAUUCAAUUAGUUACUUCAUAUAUCUCAAAAAUAGAAGGUCAUCCGUCUUUGGUAUUAGUCAGAACAUAAGCUUCUUAAAAGCUAGUACAGAAACUGUACUUAUACGGCCUGACUGAUAAUCAGAAUGACAUGUAUGUUUCUCGUUAUUUUUUUUCAUAAUAAAAAGAAGAGAAAGAUAUCAA